Diatraea saccharalis (sugarcane borer) is the source of this 1098-nucleotide messenger RNA. The record is from the annotation of a GenBank genome assembly. NCBI's taxonomy places the organism in Eukaryota, Metazoa, Arthropoda, Insecta, Lepidoptera, Crambidae.
AUGAAAGUUAUUUUUCUCUUAUUUGUGGUAGCGUUUGUUUCUGUCAGUGCUAACAGUGCUUUGGUUCCAUUCAUCGAGCCUUGUGGUGAAAACGAUGAGCGGUGCCUGGUGAGGUCCGCGCAGAAUGCGUUGCCGGUGAUGAGCGGCGGCGUGCCCUCCCUCGGCAUCAACCCCCUGGACCCGCUGCACGUGGACAAGGUGCACACCGACAACGCCGGACUCACUAUGGACCGGUCCGGCAAGCACAUGGAGCUGACGCUGAGGGGUUCGCUGGUGAUGGCGGGCGACUACACCAUGUCCGGCAAGCUGCUCGUGAUGGCCAUCGAGGGAGACGGCAAAUACAGAAUCAGAAUACGUGACAUGGUGACCAAGGUGAUGAUAGAGUUCGGCGAGCGUCGCGUCGGCCGCGACUCGUACUGGACGGUGGACAGCUGGAAGCAUACCUUCAACGUGGAGACAGGAGCUGACUUCAGGUUCCAGAACCUCUUCAAUGGAAACAAACAGCUAUCGGACGCCAUACAUGAAUUCGCGAACAGCAACUGGCGGGAGAUCUUCCAAGAAGUGGCUCCUCCGAUGGUGGAGAAGACUGUCGGGAUGAUAGUGCAGGAGGUCACCAAACUGUUCGACAAAGUGCCCAUAAGGGAACUCGUCAAGCAUUAGACAUCUAAUAUUUACUUAAUUGUUAUGUUUGUUUUAUUAAUAAAAGUUGAGUUUUUUAUAUUUUUUCAUUUCCGAUUUAUUUUAGGAUAGAAAAAAAUAUUAAAAAGUUGAAAAAGAAAUGUUGAGAAAGAAGUUGGUUCUACAGGUAGUAUAUUGCGAUAAUAACAUAGAAAUAUACUUAUAUUUUUAUAAUUUGUUGCAACUGUUGCAUUCUGUUACAUUUUUUUCAUAUUACCAGAAUAGUGUGACUUCGAAGAAACUGUUAUUUGUAUUUACAAAAACAAUUUGAAAUAAAAUCGUCUUGAUACUACAAUGUAUUUAAAGGCGAACAUAAAAUGGAAUAAUUUGGUUUUCAUAUAAAAAAGGAAAUUAGAAAAGUAUUCCCGUUUUCAUUCACCUUAAGAACUAUUGUUAACAUAAAUUAGCUCAAUAGCGAUU